AUGGCGACUGGCCGAAUCAAUGUAGCUCCAAUGGCGCCAUUUGAUCCCAUGUCCGAUCCAAACUCUCUCAGUCAGCGCUGGAAAAAGUGGAAACGACGAUUUGAAACAUAUCUUGUUGCUCUGAAUGUGACUGAAAAGAAACAAAAGCGGGCUCUCUUGUUGUACCAAGCUGGCCAAGAGACUCAGGAUAUUUUUGAUACCCUUGUUGACAUCGGCGAAGACGACGACUAUGAUUCCGCUAUCGCUGCCCUCGAUACGUAUUUUUCACCUAAAAAACAUGUCGAUUUUGAAAUUUUUAAGUUUCGUGAAGCCAAACAACAACCACAUGAAACAAUCGAUCAGUUUUCAACUCGUCUUAGGAAGCUGGCGGCAACCUGUGACUUCGAAAAUAUCGACAAGGAAGUAAAAUCGGCCAUAAUUCAAAACUGUUUAUCGAAACGUCUACGACGCUACGCCCUGCUUAACUCGGAACAUUUCGUUCUUUAAAAAGUAUCACCCCAGACAUGGCAGAUCGUUGGAGUCAACAGAGAUAAUGGAUGAAGAAAAUUAUUCCUCAGAUGAAGAUGUCCACGAAGAGCAUGAACAGUAUGAUGGACUGAGACAGAAUGAUCGUCCGCGGCAGAACAAUGGUCAGAGACAAGAUGAUGGUCCGAGAUAUCCGGCAAGAGAAAGACAGCGGGUGUACAGAUAUGGAAAUAACAUUUAUGAUUGA
Molecule: messenger RNA, 712 nt
Organism: Paramuricea clavata
Lineage: Eukaryota; Metazoa; Cnidaria; Anthozoa; Malacalcyonacea; Plexauridae
Source: the annotation of a GenBank genome assembly